Molecule: messenger RNA, 1581 nt
Organism: Paramuricea clavata
Lineage: Eukaryota; Metazoa; Cnidaria; Anthozoa; Malacalcyonacea; Plexauridae
Source: the annotation of a GenBank genome assembly
AUGAAAGAUCCGUCUUUUCAGCAAUGGCUUCUUCCUCCUAAACAACAUGAAAGCGAACCAUCGUGCAAAGUGUGCUCGAAGAAAUUAACUUGUUCAAAAACUGCUUUGCAGCGACAUGGAGAGUCAAUCCAUCACAAGCAAGCUUAUGCAAAUGCAUCCAGACAGGUUAGCAUUCACAACAGCCUUCAAAACCAAGACAGCGCGAACGUAUAUAAGGAGAUCACACCGGCUCAAGUAGUAGCUUUUAUUGCCGAACACAACCUUCCCCUUAGACUGGCGCCGUUUCUGUUAGAUUUGAUAAAAGCAAGGUGUCCUAAAAAUAGUCAAGAAACAAACUGUCUUCGAAAGAUUGAGAUUGGUGCCACAAAAUGCACAAAUGUGAUUCGUCAAGGUAUCGGGCUGCAUUAUGCACAAGAGUUGAUCGAUAUCUUGCGCCGCAAGAGAUUCAGUAUAAUUCCAGGUGAGACGACGGAUGUUUCCUCAGAAAAGCAGUUGGCAGUAUGUGUAAUGUACGUUGACGAAACCGAUUUGUUACCAGUAACUAGAUUUUUGGAUAUUGUGGAGGUUGAUAACUCUGGAGCAAAUGGGUUAUACCAAGCGAUAAGAGCGAUUUUUCAGGAAAAAUUUAUUCCUCUUUCCAAUAUAAUUGGUUACUCGUCUGAUACUUGUAAUGUGAUGUUUGGAGAAAAUCUUAGUGUGUCCACUCUCCUGAAAAAAGACUUUCCACAUGUUACUGCUGUGAAAUGUAGUUGCCAUCUUAUUCAUUUGUGUGCUUCUCAUGCCUGCUUAAAACUUUCGAAAUCACUGGAAGAUUUGUGUAGAAAUAUCUAUUCGCACUUUAGUCGAUCAUCACUCCGUCAAAAGGAUUUUAAGCAGUUUCAAGAGUUUGUGAAAGCGCAACCCCACAAGAUGCUGAAACUUUCCCAGACAAGAUGGUUGUCUCUGGAGAGUUGCGUUAAUAGAAUUCUGGAGCAAUGGGAAGCUCUCCGUCUCUAUUUUAUUGCGUUUGUGGCUGAUGGCAAAGAUCCGUCUUAUACAUCUGAUAGCAUUUUGAAUGCCUUGAAUAACAAGUUCGUGCUAGCGCAGUUAGAAUUCUUAAGUGCCCAGUUCAAACGUCUCAACGAAUUUAACACCAUGUUCCAGUCGACUGAACCGUUGUUACAUUACCUCAGAGAGGAAGUCACAAAGCUCCUGAAAGAUAUUCUUAGUGAUUUUAUUUCAAUAGACGUAGUCAGGAAAGAGGAUCCUUUCACUAUCGACCUGGAUUGCAUGAAUAUCAGAUUGCCUUUGGAUAAAGUGUAUAUGGGAAUCUUGGCUACAAAUACCUUGUUUGAACUGAAAGAUGAUACGAAUGUACAGACAGUAAAGAAAGCUUGCGUAGAAUUCCUUGUUGAACUAGUCAAACAAAUAAGAUCGCGUUUUGACAUAAAAGAUCCAAUUUUCAAGUUGGUAGAAUUUCUUAUUCCAAGCAAUGCCGUUAAGUGUGUACUGUUAAGAGCCAGAAGAAGUUGUCCCCGAAGAGACGUCAACUGUUUUUUGGCAAAAAAGAUUGAAUGCCAAAACUCUCAAUGGAACUCUUAA